CACAAAUUAAAUUAUAAUUUCCUGCACUCUGAUUGGUUCACAAGAUGUUAAUUCAUCGUUCGAAAGGACGCUGAAAACUGAAAAGCCUGAAAGAUUUGCGAGGAGCCAUUACAGAUAAGUUAGACAACCGCUUCAAGUGUGAGGAAAAUCUUAAUUUUCGUCUCAAAACUACCAAGAUGUCAGGUCGUGGAGGUAAAGCUGCAAAGCGAAUGAGAUCAACUCGCUCACAGAGGGCAGGAUUAAUCUUUCCAGUGAGCAGAGUGCAUAGAUAUUUGAGAAAGACAACGCACCAUUAUCGAAUCGCUUCGGGCGCCCCCGUGUACCAAGCAGCCGUGAUGGAGUAUCUCACAGCAGAAAUACUCGAGUUGGCUGGAAACGCCGCCAGAGAUAACAAGAGAUCAAGAAUUAUUCCCCGACAUAUUCUCCUCGCCAUCGCAAACGACGAUGAACUACACAAGGUUCGUAUUUUCACUCCAUGUGCUUCCGAGCCAUUCGAGUCUUCGACCAUCCCCUCUAGUAUAUAUGCCGCCUUUGUUUCGCUUGUCGCCCUUUUUCAGAAGUAUUUUGUAUGCUACACUGAAGCUAACUGUCUAAAUCCAUCAUAGAGCUUGCCGUUUAUAUCUUUGCAAUGUUUUUUUUCGUAAUUCUGUAGCUAUUUCAAAUGUAAAAUCCGCUUUUAUAAACGGUUCCUUCCCAGUUCGCUUGACAAAAUUUUCAAAGCUUUGUUUGUCUUCCCGCGCAAAAUUUCUAAACAUGGCAUGGCCCGAAAACGUACUUGUCUUAUAAAAUCUCGAGGAUUUGCAAAUAAUCUAUAGUUUUCGUUUAUUGCAGACAGAUUUCAGAAAACAAAUAGAGAGAUUUCGUCGUUUAGGAUUUUUGACAAUAUCUAGAUUCGUUUUCUACCAAAUGGUCAGAAUUUGAACAGGAAGUCGGCCAUUGACCUGAAUGCUCUAAUAAUGAUGAUUGCACAAAUCUAGUGGCUGGUUUUCCCAGGGUCAUGCCUAGCCACGAGCCGAACAUUUUUAUGUUAGGUGCGAAUUGCAAAAGGUUAAAAGUAUACCUAAAAACUAUCGAGUCAAGAUUAACGCCAACAAAACUGAGCAAAAAUUUAUGCAGAUCAAAACCAUUUUAACGAUGAUUUGUUUCUAAUACAGGGCUGCAAAUUACUGUCGGACAUCGGACAAUGUCCGACGAAAUUUGGCAAAUGUCCGAGCAAAAGUAAUUUCGAUCGGACAUUGGUCCGAUAAAAAAAAAAUACUGUCACAUUAUACAUUUUUUUGCAGUGACAAAAUCCGAUUACAAAUUCACUCAAUUUGCAUUUUGCAAUAAAAUUUACGAGGCAUUCUAGCAUUUUACGUAACGUUGCGCCGGAAUGGCCCUAUAUACUUGUCUCGUGACUUAUAUAUAUCUUGUGACUUAUAUAUGUCCGACCAAAUUCAAGUUAUGUCCGACCAAAAUUAAAAGUGAUCGGACAAAUGUCCGGUCAAGUCAAAUAUUUAUUUGCAGCCCUGCUAAUAAUUUUGAAGUUACACUGUACAUGUGCAGGGUUUGAGUUAACGAUGUGCCAUGAACACCAUGGUCAAAUGUAAAGUGAACGUGCGACCGUAUGUGGAAAUGGCGGGAAAAAUGUCGGCCAAAACAAUGGGAGGAAAUAUGGGAAAACUAUACUUAUUCUCCUUUGUGUAGUUUUCAAAAUUAGUUAGUUAAUGUCUAUGCUAACAGAAAAUGGCUGAAAUUCCUACGAGAUGGCCAAAACCAUUAUAUGACAAAAUCAAAAUUCAGACUGCCAUUUUGAUUGCUAAUACAGGUGCUUCCACUUGUCAAAAUUAAAAUUUCUUAAAACUUUCCUUUGGGAUUUUACAGUUGAUUUCAACUAAAUUAUUUUUGACUAAAAUGUCCAAACCUUGUACCAAACAUCGCAAAUUCGCAAACGUUUGUAAUAAGGCCUAAAAAAUACCUGCAGUGUGGUUCCGGUUUCAUAUCGCGAAAAAAUUGGGGAAGGUACAUCGGAAUUUUUUUUUGAAUAUUUUGUCAUGCUUUUGGUGGUUUUUUGCUGGGCGAUUUUCAGUAGAGUCUCAAAAUUAACUAGAGAUGCGUUGUUUCUAUGGACAAAUUUAGGCGGUUUGGUUCAACAAUUAUUGUGACAACAGAUACCAUUUUGGCACGCUGUAUGAGCAGCCCGCAACCACCCAGAGAAAUUAGGGUCGCACAGUCAAUCGUGUUGAAAAAAAUAAUAGGGUCGGCAGAAAAUAAUAGGGUCGGUCAGCAGGGUUCGAAAUAACGGUUCGUGAAUCACGAAUCAAUUUUCAUUUUUCACGAACCCAAUUUCAUACAAUUUCAUAGAAAUUGAUCAAAAUCAUGAAUCAAAAGUCUCUCAAAUUGAUAAAAAUAUACAAUAAUAAAUUCAGUUCUUUGUAAAUGUGAUGAAGGAUCAUAUAUUCUGAAGAUAUUGUUGUUAGAUUGUACUUAAAAACGAUUAUAAUUCCACCCAAAAUUCUAUUUUUUUGCGAGUUUGCGAUGUAUAUUAUAUAUUUGAAAAUUGCAGUGCUUCCACUUUUUAACUUCCAAUUAGCGAAAAUUCCUUAAAAUUUCCUUAAAAUAAACGCACCAUUUUUUCAGAAUUAAUUUGAACCCUGGUCAGGAAACCGGAACCACAGGAAUUUUUAGGCCUAAAUGUGGCAAUGAAGCCAGUUUUUUAUUAGUAGUCUUUAGAAAUAUUUAAACAAUUAUUCAAUGCCAGUUUCGUUGUGUAGAUGUGAUUACUUUACCAUAAAUUUUUUUGCAAUUUAUGUGUGACCAUAUUAAAUAUUGAAAUAUCUAAAUGCAGAAGAAAAUACUGAAAGCAGGGCUGCAAAUAAAUAUUUGACUUGACAGGACAUUUGUCCAAUCACUUUUAAUUUUGGUCGGACAUAUCUUGAAUUUGGUUGGACAAAAGCCAACAUCACUAAAUUUGGUUGGACAUAUAUACGUCACAAGAUAUAUAUAAGUCACGAGACAAGUAUGUACGCCAUUUCGGUGCAACGUUACAGGGACCGCGGAGACGGGGGCUGUGGGGGGGCUUUAGCCCCCCACUUUUUUUGACAGCCAAAAUUAUUAAAAUAGAAAUCUAAAUGAAACUUUCUAAAUUAAUUAAUUGGGGGUUUUAUUGAUGAUUUAGCCCCCCCACUCUCUAAUACGCUCCGCGGGCCCUGCGUUAAGUAAAAUUAAAUGCUAGGACGCCUAGUAAAUUUUAUUGCAAAAUGCAAAUUGAGUGAAUUUGCAAUCGGAGUUUGUCACAGCAAAAAAAUGUAUGUGACAAAUUUUUUUGUGAUCGGACCAAUGUCCGAUCAAAAUUACUUUUGCUUUGACAUUUAUUUGCCAAAUUUAGUCGGGCAGUAAUUUGCAGCCUUGGAAAGUAAAUUUCUACCACGACCUGGUCCAGUACUCAUUGUCUCCCGCAAUGCAUAUGACGUAUUACAUGAAAAUGCAGUAGACUUGGUGAAAAAGUAGACUUGGUGGAAAGUUCUCUUCAUAUUAUUAGCAGAAUAAUAUGAAGUGCUCUUCAUAUUAUUAGCACUGAUGAAGAUCCGGGCUUACGGAUCGAAAGCUUUGCAGUAAUAAAUUUACGUGGUGUUUCUACAAACAAAAAAUCAGUCAAAUUUGUUUGCUUGGACUUUGUUUGUCUUCUUGUAUUAUUUUGGACGGUAUUUUGUCGAGAAAUAUCCGCCAUGGACAGAAUUAUUUUCAGUAUCCCUCGGGAUACUGAGCUUGUGAUUUUCAGUAUCCAAAUUUAAAAUCUGGUAUCGCCGGGAUAUCGGGAUACUGCAAAUUUGAAGCCCUGGCACCAUAAUUGUUUAAUUCUUACAGCUUCUGAAAGGAGUGACUAUUGCAUCAGGAGGUGUGUUACCAAAAAUUCACCCGGAACUUUUGAAAAAGAGAAAGGGUGGCAAAUUGUAUACGCCUGAAGAAUUAAAAUCCAAGAAACAAAAGAAACCGGCAACACCCAAGAAAAGUGAAAAGGGAACGCCAAAGAAAGCAGAAAAGGAUGCCCCAACACCAAAGAAAGGUGGCAAAGGCAAAGCUGGAAAGAAAGAUGCCGUCAACAAAGAUCUAGGACCAGGAUUUACACUGUUGUCAGAAAAGACUCUAUUCCUUGGGCAGUCGAUGUGUGUUGUGCAGGGAAAUAUCGCUGAGAUUGAUGUUGAUGCUGUUGUCAACCCUACUAAUGCAAAAUUAAACCUUGCUGGCGAAGUGGGUAAGAAAAAUGCAUAGAUUUCUUACUGGGUCUGAAUUUUUGGGGAUAUAUCCAGCCUGAUUGUGAGACAAUCUCAUCUGGUAUCCAGGGUCUUAGCUAGAGGGCCGUGUUAUCACGGCCAAAAAUGGAAAAACACGGCUAGAUAAAAUGAACGCGGCUGCGAUCAUUAUUUAUAUAAGGCCGUGUAUGUUCAUAAAAUAAGAUGGUGCUACUUACAACAGACAGAAUUUCUUUCUAUUUACGUCAUAAGAAAGUUUGUAAAAUCUGUUGUUGUUGAAAUUGGCAAACGUGAUCCGUGAUGUUUUAAUGUUUUGAUGGAUAAUGGGAACUAUAUGGUGUUAAAAAUCAGGUUUUAAAUACCCCAAGAGUUGCUGAAAUAACUUAAUAUUUUAAUGUCAGUGCGCAAUAUGAGUAUAUGCUUGCCUUGUAUUUAGUUGCAAAGCAUAGAACAAUCAUAGGCAGCAUUGUCCGUUGUAUAGAACCGUGAAUUUGGCCAAGGUAAUUGACAUGUGCACACCCUGGUAAUUUAGAAACACGUCCAAGAUCUAAAAUGCUAGCUAAGACCCUACUGGUAUCUGGCCGGAUACUGGAUAUCAUAUAUAUAUUUAACAAUUAUACCAUGAGCUCGAGUCGUAUAUGAGUUGAUAGCCGACGAGGUGCGUAGCACCGAGUUGGCUAUCAGCCAUAUACGACGAGAGCGAAUGGUAUAAUUGUUUUAUAAUAUAGUCUAAUAUAGCCAUUAACUGAAGCAGUAAUUAAUUAUUCACUGUUACAAUGUGUUGACAAUUUUUUCGGCCAAAAACAGCUUGAAAAACAGCUUGUCUUACAACUCGAAGACGAAGUGAAAGAAAUGGUUUUAGAACCUCUAUAUCUCACAGGAAAGCUCAGAUAUAUUAUACAGAUGUUUGGUACUAUAGGAAGUGCUUGUUGACUGCAAAUUCAUUUGUCGUUCAUUGCAAACUUUUCUGAACAAUUUAUAUUCUCAAUGAACAUGUUUUUUCGCUGUUGUUUCGGUAUUAAUUCUUUAAAAAACUUGUAUUUAAACUAAUUUCUACGUAAUAAAUGUAUUUUGCUAACCUGUCAAAUUUUUUUUGAGAGUUUUUCCUUGUGAUAUUAUUCUCAAAGCGAAUAUUUUCCUUUUUCUGCUUCGCAAAACUCAUGUAGUUUUUGGACCGCCAUCUUGUUUUUCGCUACUCGCUGUAUAUGAGCUGAUAUACGGCGAGUAAUUCAACCAAUCAGAUUGCAGAACAGCUCAUAUACGGUGGAUGACUAUAUUAUAAAUAUAUAUAUAUGUGGUUUUGGUCUUCUUUUUGGGUUAAAAAAGUAGGGGUGUUAGUAUGUGGUACUUGAAAUUAUCCUAGAAAGCCUGGCUGUAUUUUCAAGAUUUUUCAUGCUUGUUUGUAAAUGCAGAUUGGACCUUUGCGAGGGAGGCUUGUGCUAUGUUUACCAUGCAAUAUUAGUCAUUAGAUAUACAAUAUAUAGUGUGGAUUUUUUUAUAAAUAUAUAUUUUGCAUUGGGCCAUUCCAGAAAACAUCCAUACCUCCCUCACAGAGGAAAUUUGAAGUUGACUCCUUACCCCCUUCGGAUGUCCUUUGAAUACACUAUUAUCAGAAACAAAAUUUUCUCCCCUCCUUCUAGAAUGGCAGAAAUCCCCUCCUUGGGGGGAGUGUGGACUUUUCUGGAACGACCCAUUGCAGGCUUGCAGCUUAAUUGAGACAUGCAAUAAAUUGCAGUUUUUGAUAAACUGAUGCGGCACUAUUGUGUAUGGAAUUGCACGCCAUGGCCUUGUGCUUAGAAAGGGGCUAGUAACAAUGCAACUGAGCCAUUAUUCAUGUGUUCAAUUUUAAAUAGUAUGUUUACUGUGUGUAGAAAUACAGUGGUAUUCUGGUAUUGAAACAAACAAAUUGUUUAGUUAACAGCCAUGUCAGUGCAGCCCAGGGAUGGAUCCAGCAUAAUCUGGUAGGGGGGUGCUCUGGUGCCGACUACCGAGUUGUGUCGGUCAUGUGUGCCGCCCGCCCAUCAACUACUGUAUUUGAAUUGUAAUUGUUGUUCACAGUUCACUUAUUAUCAUGUUAUUACUCAAAUUACUGUAUCUCAUUUUGUCUUUGCUUUAUCAUGAAAAAUAGCACCCCUGCACCCCCUCUGGCCAAGGGGGUAGUGCACCCCAAGUAAAUCCAUCCCUGGUGCAGCCUGCUAAAUAAAUGUGUGUGGCUUGGCCAAUCAUUCGAUGAUGUUGCUGACAUAGUUUGUUUUGUUUAGGAAAUGCCUUGAAAAAGGCUGGUGGUGAAGCUUUCGAAGAAGAAGUCAAAAACUUGGCCAAAGACAAGAGUCCUUUGGAUGUUGCUGAUGGUUAGUUCAUACAGUUUUAUCAGAGCUAGAAAUUUGUAUAAAGAAUCUCAUUAGCCUAUUCACUGUUUUAUCUAAAACAUAGCUAUUGGUAUUUAUAUAUACUAGUGGCCAGAAGAUUUGUUUGGUGUGAUUAUGUUCCAAAUUGUCCCAAAAUUCAUUAGAGUUUAAGAGUUUAUUCAACUUGAAAAUUAUUCACUGUGCACUUCCAAUUGGUUUAAACAUUGGAAAACAUUUCACUUGUGAGUUGUGACCAUAAAUCAAUUAGUUAUGCUCUUUGCUUGUGUAUUUAUCUAGCUGCCAUUUGCCAAGGACAUGGUUUCCCAGCUAAGUUUGUCAUUCAUGUAAACAGUCCAACAGCCUCUCAGAAGGAUGCACUCGAGAAGGUUGAAGCUGCAGUCAAGAACAUUCUCGCACUGGCUGAUGAGAAAAAUUUGAAGAGUAUUGCCUUGCCUUCGAUUGGAAGUGGAGCGUAAGUAAAAAUGUCUGACGCUUGUUGUGUUGGUAGACAACCUUACAUCCAAUGGUGAUAUAUGCAGCCUGCUUGCAGAUCUCCAUAUCUUAUAGGUCUGUGAGUAGACAGUAAAUGAACGAAAAAUGUUCCCUUGCAAAAGUCAGCAGUUGCCUCCCAAUUAUAAACUGCAGUUUUCACAUCUCAUGCUAAUAUGACUUAGAAGAAUCCCGUAGGUCAUUUAAAUACACUCGGCCACUUUUUGACCUGUGAAAAUAGCCUAUAGACGCAGUUUUCGUACGUUUGAAAGCAUUACGUUAUAUUUUGAAACCUGUCUUUAACAAUUACAAUGAUGGGUUACUGGAAUACGUCAAGCCAAAUAGUAUAUACGGUAUAAUCUAAGAGGAUAAACAGUUAAACCGAAUUCGUAGAAAACUUGAAAGUCCUUGAAUUUGAAAAGAAAAUUAAGGCCUGAAAAUCCUUGAAAUUGUAAAAAAAAGUGCUUGAAAGUCUUUGAAUUCUUCUUGCUUUAGUUUUCGGGUAUUGUCUGAAAUUUGUUUGACCUUCAAAAAGGGUAUUUUGUUGAACUGAUUUUGGUCAUGGCUUACAAAGUUGAAAUUCAUUAAACUUGCAAUUUGAAGAAUUAAAUGUCAUUUUCUAACGCCUUCUCUUCAGCCCUUGAGUUUCUUGAUGCAUGCCCUUAAAAGUCCUUGAAUUUUGCUCUUCCUUGCCUAUACGAACCAUGUUAAAAACAGUAUAUCGUGCACGAUUAUAUUCAUUCAUUUUUCACUAUAUUCGCAAGUGCUACACAAUGUUUAACAUUAAGAACUCGGGAACUAGUUUGUUUCGUAAUAAAAAACAGCCAUAAACAAAUGGUUCGGGUUAUGGCAUACAGGUAUUAUAGUUUGUAUCAAUAGACAACAGUAUGUAACACGUCCUGUUUUACUACCAUUGGUACCAUAGUAUCUAUGUACAUGUGAUAUUUGAAACAGUGUUACAACUAGUCAUUCUAACAAUGCAAAUCGUAGACUGUGUAAAAAGCAGCGCGGCUGCCGCUCGUGGCUGCAGAAGUUACAGAGCCAUAUGGAAAACGCGCACUGUUUAAAUUAAGAAUUCUGGAGAGUUACAGGCUAACUCCAAAAAUCAUGUAGAAGGCAGUACAGCUAAACACAAAAAACUGGGAGUUACUGGAUAACAACUUCGCAAAUCAUGAAGCCAAUUAUCUAAGCCUUUUGAAAAUUGGCUGCCUCCACACAAAAAAAGUCCUCCACAAGCAUAUGUUAUUUUGCUUCCACAAAAAUAAAAUUUACAUGAUUGCUAUCCUGCCUCCACAAUAAUAAAAUCUACAGGCAUGCUAUCCAUCGCUUGCGCCUGUUAUACGACGAUGCACUCCAAAACCUUGGUCGUUGAAUAUGGAUCUGAUUAUGGGUACUUCUUUCCUCUUGGACGAAGAAGAUUACAAGAGUUUUUCAACCUUAUGUUGUUUAACCAUUUGUGACCCACAUCACGCUGACCUUGCUACCCUUUCCCUUGCAGAAAAGAUGAGCUGAGAGCACAAAUUGUCCAAACAACUUUGAAGACCAUAUCCGACUACUUCGUCACCGUAAUGGCCUCCUCUCUGAGACAGAUCAAGUUUGUCAUGACCAAAAUGGAAGACAUUGGUGCCUACACAAUGGAAAUGGCCAAACUUGACGCUUGAAUUCUCAAGCCUAUGUACAGUACAGCCGAUAUACUACAUCGUUUUCUAGAAAACAUUUUUAACUUAUACUUAAUCACACUGUAAUUUUAGAAAUGACUACCUUUGUCUUGUUUAUCACAUCGUACUUGUUCCUACGGGACAUUGUAGCAAACAUUUUAUUGUUAAUAUUAGUUUGAAGGAAAUGGCAAAACUGUAUGAUUAUGGUAAUUUUUAUUAUACUUAAACCAAAGGAAAAGUUGUAAUGCAAAGUUUUUGCUUUGUGUUUGUACGUAGGGUCGGUCUAUUGACCAUAGUCUAAUAUUAAUUCGUGCACUAGUCCGGCUCAAAUAUUACCCGAAUCCCCCCAGGCACGCUGUCUAGUAGCCUGAUCUGGUAGGGAGGGUGUGCAUCAUCUUUGCCGGGUUGCAUCCGUUCAACAACUAAUCCCCAACUGUAAUCACCCGAGAGAGCUACUUGGCAGCAGUAUUCUUGGCGGAUUUUCAGAUUUUGCUCUGGGGGUUCCGGAAAUUCAAGUGGGGGGGCUAUCUGCAAGUCUCCCUAGAUAGCUUAACAUGUGGUAAAUCGCGGACGUGACAAAAAAAACACCCUAAGUUCGCAGUGUCGGCAACGCGGAUAAAAAAAAUAUGAAUUUGUAUCAAAUCCAAAAGAAAAGCAUAUACAGGGUUCGUAGCGGUCUUUGAAAUCCUUGAAAGUCUUUAAAUUUGAAUGCAGGUCUUUUGAAAUGUCUUUGAAUUGUGUGAAAAAGCGAAGAAAGUCUUUGAUUAUACCAUUUCCUAGCUAAUAAAAUAGAUUGAUUGAAGCAAGAUUUUCACAAAUAUCGACGAAAAAGUGCAUUUUAGGAUGUGAUUUGACUGGACCAAUUACCAGCUAAAAUGGUGAUUGCUUUAAAGUCUUUGAAAAGUCUUUGACAAUACUAAUCUCUGAAAGUCUUUGAAUUUUUUUGAUUUUGGAGACUACGAACCCUGAUAUAAGUAACUGUCUUUUUUUUACCCCUUUUUAAGUUCGCUAUAAUCUAGCCCAUAGAACGUUCUAAAACUCGUUACAAAAGCUGAAAAGGUGCGGGAAGCUAUAUCUCGCAAGCCACACAGGCAAAGACAGUUGCUUGAUAGUCGUGCUAAUUUCAUAAACACCCAACAAUUCUUCAGGUGAAUGUCUUAUCAAUAUUCAGGCUUGAAAAUUGGAUGACUUACUAGAUGCCAUUUUCCUUUCCUCAAAUUCGAGUAGAGCCUGACACUCGCGUUAUACAUGCUUAAAAACGCUACAAUAUUGUUGAGAUGGAAUCGGGUGUGACAAUAUUGUGGACAACUGCAUAAUUUGGGCAGCAAAACAUUGUUCAAUCCUGUUUUCAUCAAUAUUGCAACAACCUGAUUGUUUUUAUCCGUGUAACUUACAAGUUACAAUAGGCAAAGUAUUUUUUGCAAACCUUCAACUCUUAAGCCUGGUUCACACGAUGAAAUAAGCACAAGCAGCGGAACCUUUGAUGUACAUAAACGUAAGCAUAAGAAGAACGCAACAUUUGUUCUUCUUAUGCUUACGUUUAUGCACAUCAAAGGUUCCGGUGCUUGUGCUUAUGCUUAUUUCAUCGUGUGAACCAGGCUUAAGCGCGCAAAUCGUAAUGGGAGCAUAAGUUUCAAGUUGAAUAUUGCAGCUAUUUGUGAACGAAUUCUUGCAAGGAGAUAUUACCAUGCCUCUAAGAAAUGGGCCCCAUAUAAUAUGAUUUCUAAACUGAUUAAAUAUGCUUUGCACGCUUAGAGUUUAAGGUUUGCUUAGCCUUAGGACAACCUUUUUUGAAUUAGCUAUAUCCGUAUUAACUGUGGUAUAUCAAUACAUCCCUUUCGUUUGUGUGAUGCAUACCAUACAAGUGCACUUAUACAUACAUUGAAAAAAAAUGACAAAUCACAUGGAUAACAAAUAUAGAUAGAGAAAAUGUGGCAGACUGGCAGAAACACCGCAACAGCCUUUAGCCAAUUGCAACGGGUCCAGCACAUUAAAAACAGCAUGUAUAUCCUACAGACCACAGUAAAUUACACAACAGACACGUUGAUAACCCGGCCACAGAGUCCUCACUCACCCCACUCUAAUCCAGUAAUCCCUCAUAACGGGAGGCAUCUGCCUUGAGGGCGGGGGGGGGGGGGUCGGAAACUCCCACCCCCAGUGCGGCAUACCACCCUUCUUAGGCCAGGGUCGAACCUCGACUUUUCAUGUGCCGAACCUAAUGCAAAUGAAGUGAAACAAAGAACUUAGCUCAUUAACAUUAGGUUCGGCACAUGAAACGUUUAACCCUGGCCUAAGGGGAUUACUUAAAUUGAAGUGUUGUAAGCAGGUUGCACGCGACAGUUUUAGGCAAAAGUUGUGUAGUGUAAAUCGGUUUUGUUGCAAAGCAAAGUUGAUAGUUUUAUCAACAUUUUCUUUCAGAAAUAAACUUCCGAAGCAAGCCACUGCAGAGAUAAUCCUGCGAGCUAUCUCGGAUUAUUUCGUUUCCAUCAUGGCUACCUCGUUGAAAGCUGUUUAUUUCGUGCUUUAUGAUAACGAAAGUAUUGGAAUUUACACCGCAGAGUUGGCCAGGCUGGAUGCAUAGUCAUGGAACAUUUUGCUAUCAGUAAAUAUAUCUGAAUUCUAAAUGAUAAUUUAGUAGUUAAAUAAUAUAGUUAACUAAUAAUCGGCAAUUAAAUGCGCACAAUAUAAAAAGAUACCGGAAGGACGUACUUUCCAAUUCCGGAAGGGUUUUGGGAUUUCGUAGGGAAGGUUUAAUUAAUUAAUCAAACAUGUCAUGAAGAUAAAAUUUUACUUUCGAGAGUUUUAAAAUUAAGGUCGAGAAUUUGCAAAAGUUUUUAGCAUGAUGGCAGCACUUUCCUUGCGAUAGUAACUUCUAGUAUUAUUGAUAAUAUAACAACAUCUCAUUAAACAACUCAUUAAAUUUUAGUAAUUUAAUUGGCUGAUUAUGAUCACGUGGUAUGGAAUUAAAAUUGUGCUACCGUGCAAUAGUACAAAACUUAUUGCACGAUAGUACUUGUAGUCUUGUACUAUUCAACGGAAGGGUUUAAUUAAAUUCAAUAGUUUAAAUUCGUAUCGUAAUUUAUUUAACCAUAAUUUUAAUACUGAGGUAAUCAAUUAAUACAUAAUUUUAAUAAAUUCAAAUACAUAGCUCGUGGGAAACAAAAUGGCUGGUGUAAAAAUACAAUAUUUUUACGAU
Messenger RNA from Paramuricea clavata, 11923 nucleotides. The record is from the annotation of a GenBank genome assembly. NCBI's taxonomy places the organism in Eukaryota, Metazoa, Cnidaria, Anthozoa, Malacalcyonacea, Plexauridae.